CUAGCAGGAGUAACAACAGAGAAAUGUUACUCCCAGUAACCAGAAUUCACUUAUUAGGGAGCUUAGCUUGGCUGAGAUCUGCACUUUCAUUGUAUUCUAAAAGGCAGCAAAUCUGUAUUCCGAGAGAGAGAGAGAGAGAGAGAGAGAGAGAGAGCUGUUCUGAAGCACAAUCUUUAUAAAGCCAGACAAAACUCUCACCAUAACAAGUGCCUCACACACACACACACACACACACACACAGCUAGUGAUCACAGUUAUUAGAUCUGCGAUAUUAUGGAAGCCCAACUGUUCCAUCGUCGAGGAAAAGGACAGAGGUUGCAGAGAGAAAAAAGCUCCAGAACUAAAUCAACCCUACAUUCAUCUCUGAAGUCUCACACAUCCUGGCAAACUUAUCUUGGAAUAGCUGCAUCAUUAGCAACAGGACUCAUCUCAGCUGUGUUGGCUUGGUAUUGCUAUGUGGUUGCACCUGCACAGACAGACCUGGUGAAGAUGAUGCAGGUGGACCUGCGGCAGAAUGGCUUUACCAUUGAAAACUGGAAUGGAGAGGUGGUCUUCAGAUUGGCCUUCCAAUCAGGCAUCCUUGACCUGGAGUCUUGCUCUGAGGAAGGGGAAGUUUUAAUCUGUACUGGCACAGAAAAAGGGGUGUUUAAUUUCAUCCUCCAAACUGUCAAGCAGAAAGAUGCUGUGAUGUGUUACAAUGUCUGCUGGGAAGAGUUUGUAGCAGACACGGUCGUUGAGCACAAAAUGUUCUGGGGGGAUGCCCACUGGUAUGGAGGCUAUGAGAUGAGCGAACAGCAGUGGCCAAUUAUGCUCCCUGGAAGCCAAGAACCUAUGGCAUUUGUGACCAGCGAUGUGUAUUCUUUCAGGAACAGCUUUGGGGGCAUCCUGGAGAGGUACUGGUUGUCCUCCAAAGCAGCAGCCAUCAAGAUUAAUGACUCGGUGCCCUUUCACCUUGGGUUCAACGCCUCUGAAAGGUCCCUCGUCUUCCAAGCCAGGUAUAAAGAUUCCCCAUAUGAGCCUUUAUUAGGGCAUCAGCCCUUUCCAGAACUGAGUUACCAUAUCUGCAUAGGCUCAGACAUGACUUCUGUCCACAAAUACAUGGCAAAGAGCCAUUUCAAAAAACCUUUGAAGGUUCCUUCAGAAAGGAUGUUCCGGUUUCCAAUCUGGUCAACAUGGGCCAUGUACAAAAAAGAGGUUGACCAGGAUAAAAUUCUGGAAUUUGCACAGAUGAUUCAGAAUUACAGUUUCAAAUACAGCCACAUUGAAAUAGAUGACAUGUAUAUGCAGAAUUAUGGUGACUUUGACUUUGACCCCUUAAAGUUCCCUCAUGUGAUGGAUAUGUUUGACAAACUUAAGAAAGAUGGAUUUAAUGUUACCAUCUGGAUACACCCCUUUGUACAUAAAAAUUCCCCAAACUUUGAGGUAGCGAUAGAGAAGCAGCUUUUUGUCACAGAGCACAGAGGGGCAUUCCCUGCUUUGGUUCAGUGGUGGAAUGGCGUGGGCGCCAUAUUGGAUUUCACCAACCCUUUAGCCAGAAACUGGUUUCAGAGCCAUCUGAGGCAAUUCCACACUAAGUAUGGCAUAUCAUCCUUCAAGUUUGAUGCUGGUGAAACGUGUUAUCUUCCCAAACAAUUCCGCACCUUCAGUCCCUUGUCAGAUCCUAGCAUCUGGUCCCAGCACUAUGCAGAAAUGGCCAUUCCUUUCCAUGAACUUGCAGAGGUCCGAGUCGGGUACCGAUCCCAGCAUAUCUGUUGUUUUGUUCGUAUUAUUGACCGAGACUCAAUCUGGGGGCAUGAGCUUGGGCUAAAGUCCUUGAUCCCUACAGUGUUGACCAUUGGCCUUUUGGGAUACCCUUUUGUUCUGCCAGAUAUGAUUGGUGGAAAUUUUCUCCCCAACAAAACAGAUGGUGCUGUAGACAUCCCAGAGAAGGAGCUUUACAUCCGAUGGCUGGAGCUGUCAGCCUUCAUGCCUUCCAUGCAGUUCUCCAUCCCACCCUGGCUUUAUGACAAAGAGGUCAUAGAAAUUGCCCUGAAGUUCACAAGGCUCCAUGAGUCUUUGGUUGCCCCCCUCUUGUUGGAGCUGGCCGGGGAGAUUACCGACACUGGGGACCCCAUCAUACGCCCCAUCUGGUGGAUUUCUCCCAGCGACGAGUCUGCGCACAAGAUAGAUUCCCAGUUUCUCAUUGGGGACACCCUGAUGGUGGCUCCUGUCUUGGAGAUGGGCAAGCAAGAGCGAGAUAUUUACAUCCCAGCGGGCAAAUGGCGCAGUUACAAAGGAGAGUUGUUUGAAAAGACACCCACCUUGGUGACGGAUUAUCCUGUUGAUUUGGAUGAAGUAGCUUAUUUCAUGUGGGCUUCUUAAGCGACCUCAGAGCCAGAGCCAGAGCAAGGACUCAACCUCCUCAUCUCUAGCCCUCAAGGUGACUUUGACUUAAUUUGUUUAUCUUUAAACCGGUAUUUCUGCACAGAGCAAUUUAAAAAAAGCUAAUAUAUUCUUGUUACAGUCCUGAUAUGGCUUUUAGUUCUGCUGAAUCUGUGCUGCUUACAAUCUUUUUAUCUCACUCUUCCACGACUGGGAAGGGCUGUUAUCUCUACGUUGCACAUGAGGAACUCAGGACCAGGUUAACUAUUUGACGUGUGAGCAUGGAGCAAGGCUAACUUUCAAUAUAAUGGGUUGAUUCCACACAGCACAGUAGGAGUGCUUUGGGAGUGAUUUUCCAUGGAGGACUAUACACUGAAACUAUCAUGGAAAAUGGAUACGGAUGAUGCAAACAAGGUUCUGUGAGCCGAACACCUUUUAUUAGUCGAAGAUAAUUAUUCUGUGUGGUUUGCAAAACUGGGUGUGUCCUACACCAAAAAUAUCCAAAUUAUGCAUCAUUGUAUCUUUCUUUCAGAAUAAAUUACAUCUGCACAAUUGCACAA
Messenger RNA from Rhineura floridana, 2921 nucleotides. Its product is annotated as myogenesis-regulating glycosidase-like. Gene Ontology annotation, molecular function: hydrolase activity, hydrolyzing O-glycosyl compounds. The transcript has a single exon. Gene Ontology annotation, biological process: carbohydrate metabolic process; skeletal muscle fiber development. NCBI's taxonomy places the organism in Eukaryota, Metazoa, Chordata, Lepidosauria, Squamata, Rhineuridae. The record is from RefSeq and is a predicted model, not a curated record. Bases 274 to 2361 code for a protein of 695 amino acids.